Naegleria fowleri is the source of this 600-nucleotide messenger RNA. RefSeq lists its product as uncharacterized. The transcript has a single exon. Gene Ontology annotation, cellular component: cytoplasm. Gene Ontology annotation, biological process: protein folding. The coding region runs from base 1 to 600 and encodes 199 amino acids. The record is from RefSeq and is a predicted model, not a curated record. NCBI's taxonomy places the organism in Eukaryota, Heterolobosea, Eutetramitea, Acrasida, Naegleriidae.
AUGUCUUCAUCAUCAUCAGGAUCAUCGUCAUCAUCGGAGAAAGCUAAUCUAAUCAAACCUGUUCAGGGAGGAGCAACAGGUCCAACCAAUCUCGAAAAUGUAAAUUAUAAGUGGACACAGGAUAUUUCGUCAUUGAUGGUUGUGAUUCCUUUUUCUCAACCAAUUACAACCAAAUCAGUUAAGGUCAUUUUCCAACCAAAAUCAAUCAAAGUGACUGUUGCUGGAUUUGAUACACCAAUAAUUGAAGGAAAGUUGUGUAAAGAAAUUGACGAAGAUGAGAGUUAUUGGCAAAUUGAGGACAAAAAAGAAUUAAUAAUUAAUUUACAAAAGACGGUCGGAACUUGGUGGGAUUGUGUGAUGGAUGGACAUCCGAAAAUUGAUACCUCUCAAAUUGAUACACCUCAAGCUAACUUAUCUGAUUUAGGUCCAGAGAUGAGACAAACUGUUGAAAAGAUGCUGUUCGAUCAAGCAGCUAAGGCCACUGGGAAUCCAACGUCUGAAGAUCGACUCAGACAAGAGAAUAUUCGUCGACUCAAAGAAAUGCAUCCCAACAUUAAUUUUGACGGAAUGGAUUUCAGCAAAGCUCAAUUCAACUUUUAA